Molecule: messenger RNA, 4401 nt
Organism: Prunus armeniaca (apricot)
Lineage: Eukaryota; Viridiplantae; Streptophyta; Magnoliopsida; Rosales; Rosaceae
Source: the annotation of a GenBank genome assembly
AUGACUUUUACAAUGCCUAGAAUUGAGGGUUUAUUAGGAGUCUUAACCAUUAAGCUGUCAGAAGAUAAUUUUGUCAAGUGGCAGUAUCAAUUGCAAUCUGUGCUACAGGGAUAUGAUUUGUAUGGGCAUUUUGAUGGCACUACUGUGUGUCCACCGAAAUUUACAAUCUCUGAGUUAGAGGGAGUCACAACAGAGAUUACUGAAGAUUAUAGGUCUUGGAUUCAAGUUGAUAAGGCACUUUUAAGUCUUCUUAUUGCCACAUUAUCCGAUGAUGCUAUGGAAUAUGUCAUAGGUUGUAAAACGGCAAGGGAUGCUUGGUUGAAUUUAAUUGACAGAUAUGCCUCAGUUUCUAGAGCACGAGUUAAUCAACUCAAGACUGAAUUGCAUACUCUACAUAAGGGUAGUGAUUCUAUUGAAAAGUUCUUGCUUAAGUUGAAACACAUUAGGGAUCAAUUGUCUGCAGCAGGAGUUCACUUAACUGAUGAUGACAUUAUCAUUGCUGCACUUAAUGGUUUACCUCCUGAAUUUGACAUGAUUAAAACGGUGUUAGUAGCAAGGGAAACACCAAUCAAUCUCAAGGAAUUCAGAGCUCAUCUGUUGUCUGCAGAACGUAAUAUUGAGGCCAGAAUUGUAGCAAUGUCUCACUCUAUGCAUGGUAUGAUGGGUGUAACCUCCUUUGAAUUGGGAUCUUCAUCUACUGCUAAUAAUGUGCAUAGUUCUUCAGCCAAUUCAUCUGCUACAGUGGGAACCAUAACUGGUCCUUCUCAGUCAAAUACCUCACCAACUAUGGGGUUUAAUGCCAUGUUUCAGUCCUCCUCUGUGCCUCAUUCUCAACCAACAAUGCAUUAUUCUCAAGCAAGUCAGCCUACUAAUUCACACUACAAUAAUAGAGGUCGAGGCUUUCACGGCAAUAAUGGUGGCCGUUUCAAUUCUCAACCAAGGUCUUUUGUUCCCAAGUUUUCUUCUGGUCCAAAAACACAGGCAAUUCCUGAAUGUCAGAUCUGUAAUAAGAGAGGUCACACAGCUACAAAUUGCUUUUAUCGAAUUCCUGAAAAUUCUGCUCCUCCUCCUAUUGUGGAAUGUCAAAUCUGUGGGAAACGUGGACAUAUUGCUUUAAAUUGCUAUCACAGAGCGAAUUUUGCUUAUCAGGGAGCCACUCCACCUCCUUCUCUACAGGCUAUGACAGCACACGUGCCUUCUGUGUAUGCUCCUGAUGAUCUGUGGAUAGCAGAUAGUGGCGCUUCACAUCAUAUGACUCCACAUGUCUCCAACCUUAUGACUGCUACUCCAUACUCUUCUGAGAAUAAAGUGACAGUAGGCAGUGGAGAAGGUUUGGUUAUUUCUAAUAUUGGUACUUCUAUGUUGACAGAUCUCCCUGGUUCUUUACAUUUAAAUAAUGUGUUCCAUGUUCCUCAUCUUGCUGCCAAUCUCUUAUCUGUUUAUCAGUUAUGUCGGGACAAUCACUGCAGGGUUAUCUUUGAUGAACACUACAUCUAUGUGCAGGACAAGCACACCAAUCAGAUCCUGUACCAAGGGCAGAGUAGACAAGGCCUCUAUCCCAUUCCUCAGUUUGAGAACAAUGCCUCUUCUACUUCCCUAGUUCAAUCUAAUAAAUCUGCCACAGCGUCUCAGCCUUCCCCAACAGCUUUUCUAGGACAACAAGUGACGUCAAAGCUAUGGCAUCUUCGGUUGGGACAUGUCUCCAAUGAAGUGCUGCAUCAUAUACUUAAGACCUCUCAAAUUCCUUGUCAUGCAGAUACUAGUUCUGAAGUUUGUGUUGCUUGUAUUCAAGGCAAAAUGCAUAGAUUACCAUUUUCUCAUUCUCAAUCUACCACUGUAGUACCUUUUCAUAAGCUUCACAGUGAUGUUUGGGGACCUUCAGCAUGUAUAGCAGUGGGAGGUUUUCGAUAUUAUCUUACCAUCAUUGAUGACUGUACAAGAUACAUGUGGAUUUUCCCACUUAUUAAUAAAUCUGAUGUUUUGCCAACAUUUGUCAAGUUUCAUGCCUAUGUUGUUAAUCAAUAUCAAGCUCAUAUCAAAAAUUUUCAAUCAGAUGGAGGGGGUGAGUAUACUAGUAAAGCUUUUCGGGAGUUCUUGUCAUCUAAAGGUAUUAGUCAUCACCUAUCAUGCCCUUACACUCCUCAGCAAAAUGGAGUUGCUGAGCGAAAGAAUAGACAUGUGAUAGAGACAGCUAUUACUCUCCUACAGACAGUUGAAUUGCCUACUAAUCUCUGGUAUUAUGCAGCAGCUCAUGCAGUUUUUCUUAUCAAUAGAAUGCCUUGCAAAGGAUUGAACAUGACUUUUCCAUAUUAUAAGUUCUUCAGUCAUCAUCCGGUUUUAAGUGCCAUGAAGGUGUUUGGUUCAGCUGUAUAUCCUUUGCUCAAACAGUAUAAUACUCAUAAACUGGAAUCUCGAUCAUCCCAAUGUGUGUUUCUAGGAUAUUCAUUGAGCCAUAAAGGAGUUUAUUGCUAUAAUAUGCUCAGUCAGAAACUUCACAUUUCUAGACAUGUGAUUCAUGAUGAGAGUCUCUUUCCCUUUAAGGUGUUAAAGUCGCCUCCAAUUUCUACUACAAUUGCUUCAUCUAAUCCAAGGCCAGUCAAUAUCUCAGUUACUUUGCCUCAUACAUCUUCCCAACAAUCUACCUCUUCUGCUCAGUCUUCUAUGGAACCUCAUUCUGAACUUCCAAUGUCCAAUAAUAUUGAGUCCUUGGAGUUCUCAUCAGGUUCUAUAUUACCUGUUACUUCAACCAAUCAAUUGGAGGUAGUGUUACCUAUUCCACCUAACUCAAAUAUUCAUGAGUCAUCAGAUGCCUAUGCAAUGCCUCAUUCUACUAAUUGUCAUCCUAUGCAAACCAGACUCAAGUCUGGGGUUGUUCAGAAAAGACAAUUUCCAGAAUUCUCAUGCUUUGCAACUAUGCUUACUUCUGUCAUAGAACCUGAGGCUCCAACUUAUUUUAAGGCAGCAGCAGCUAAACCAGAAUGGCAACAGGCUAUGGCAGAGGAAAUCCAAGCUCUUCAAUUACAAGGUACAUGGAAUCUUGUUCCUUCUCCUCCUGACAAGAAUAUUGUAGGAUGUAGGUGGAUAUAUAAAAUAAAAAGAAAUUCAGAUGGAACAAUUUCUCGAUACAAAGCUAGGCUGGUCGCUCAAGGAUUCAGUCAAGAGCAUGGUUUGGAUUAUGACGAAACAUUUAGUCCUGUAGUGAGACACACCACAGUCAGAUUAGUACUCAGUUUAGCUGCUAUGUUUAAAUGGGAUUUACGGCAAUUGGAUGUAAAAAAUGCUUUCCUUCAUGGGGAAUUACAAGAAGAGGUUUAUAUGAGGCAACCUCAAGGUUUUACUGACUCUACAUAUCCUAAUUAUGUGUGCAAAUUACAAAAAUCCCUAUAUGGUUUAAAACAGGCACCGCGUGCAUGGAAUGCCAAGUUUACAGGUUAUCUGCCUUCUUUGGGGUUUCAAUCAUCUCACUCAGAUCCUAGUCUGUUUGUCAGACAAAAUUCUACCUCUGUGGUUAUUCUAUUAUUGUAUGUUGAUGAUAUAAUCAUCACUGGAUCAGAUACACAAGUGGUACAAUCUGUUAUUGAUUCUUUGGGGGAGGUAUUUGAUAUGAAAGACAUAGGUCGUCUUACCUAUUUUCUGGGAUUGGAGGUUCAUUAUCAGGACAAUGGUGAUAUUUUUGUCAAUCAAGCUAAGUAUGCUCGAGAUUUGUUUAAGAAGGCAGGCAUGGACACUUGUAAACCAUGUUUGACUCCAAUUAAACCUCAUCAGUCUGUGUUGAAAGAUGAAGGUACUCUUCUUUCUGAUCCAACAUUGUAUCGAAGUCUUGUUGGAGCAUUACAAUAUUUGACCUUUACACUACCAGAUAUUGCUUUUGCAGUAAACACAGUGUGUCAAUUCAUGAAUGCUCCCACUGAUACACAUUUUGCUUUGGUCAAACGUAUCUUGCGAUAUCUGCAAGACGUUCUAACCACAGGUUAUGUUGUAUUUCUUGGUGAUAAUCCAAUCUCAUGGUCAUCAAAGAAACAAGCUGCAGUCUCUCGUAGUUCCACUGAAGCCGAAUACCGUGCUCUAGCCAAUUGUGCAGCAGACAUUGCUUGGAUUAGACAGAUAAUGUGUGAUUUGCAUAUGACACUGCCAGAGGCACCUAUUAUUCAUAGUGAUAAUAUGUCAGCAUUGGCUCUUAGUGUCAAUCCAGUUUUUCACUCGCGUAUUAAACAUUUGGAGAUCGAUUAUCACUUUGUUAGAGAACGAGUUCAAUGUCGAGAUCUGGUUGUGCAAUAUAUUCCCACAGAUGGUCAGGUUGCAGAUAUUCUUACCAAGGGCCUUCAUAGUCCAGUGUUCAUUCGACAUCGUUCCAAUCUCAGGCAAGGUAACAACCCAGCUGAGAUUGAGGGGGAAUGUUAG